AUGGAGUGGGAAAAUGGCACACAAGUAAAAGAAUUUUUAUUUCUGGGACUUACCCAGUCCCGAGACAUGAGUUUGAGUUUGUUUCUUUUUCUGGGUUUGGUGUACGUGACAACCCUGCUGGGAAACCUCUUGACCAUAGUUGCUGUGACCUAUGAUUCUCGCCUUCACACCCCCAUGUACUUCUUGCUCCGCAAUCUCGCCGUCCUUGACAUCUGCUUCUCCUCCAUCACUGCUCCAAAGGUCCUGGUGGACCUGCUGUCAAAGAGAAAGACCAUCUCCUAUGGAAACUGCAUGAUGCAGAUAUUCUUCUUCCACCUCCUGGGUGGAGCAGACAUUUUCUCUCUCUCUGUCAUGGCCUUUGACCGCUACUUGGCCAUCUCCAAGCCUUUGCACUAUGUGACCAUCAUGAGCAGGGAACGAUGCUUUGCCCUCAUAGCAGCCUCCUGGCUGGGGGGCUUUGCCCAUUCCAUUGUGCAGAUUUCUCUGUUACUCCCACUCCCCUUCUGUGGACCCAAUGUUAUAGACGGGUUCUACUGCGAUGUCCCCCAGGUCCUUACACUUGCCUGCACUGACACCUUUGUUCUUGAGCUCCUAAUGAUUUCCAACAAUGGCUUGGUUGUGACCUUGUUUUUUGUCCUUCUUCUGGCAUCCUACACGGUGAUAUUGAUGAUGCUGAGGUCACACUCUGGGGAGGGCAGAAAGAAAGCCCUCUCCACCUGCACCUCCCACAUCAUCGUGGUGACCUUGCACUUUGUGCCCUGCAUCUAUGUGUAUGCCCGACCCUUCACUGCCCUCCCCUCUGAUAAAGUCAUCUCUGUCACCUUCACUGUGAUCUCUCCUCUACUGAACCCUGUGAUCUAUACCCUGAGGAACCAGGAGAUGAAGACAGCCAUGAGAAAACUAAAAAGGAGGUCUGGCCCAAAACAAACAAAUAAAUUUGACACACAUGAUCAGGUGCCUAUUGCAAAGCGGGCGCAGGCGCAGUGGCGCGCGGAACGCGCCUGCACUUCCCGCGAGGCACCACGAGGGGGCAGUGCCGGCGCUGAUCUGCGCCUGCGCAGUCGUGAGCGAAGCCAGAACAGUGGAGAAAUGUGGGGGGCCCACGGCGCCUCCGGAGGAACCGGGACGUCGCUGGGUUGUCAGAACCAAACUCAAGAGCCUGGAGGGGCGCAGUCUGGGUUCCCAACUCAGUUCGGAGAGGACCGUGCACCCAGCAAGAUGGACAGGCCCUCGAUUCUGACCUUUCCAGUGUGCAAGCGAUGCUUUAGUUAUGCAGCAAGUCCUGGCCCACGGAGCACCAAGUUUGGAUCUUGGCAGCCCCUGUAG
This is a messenger RNA of Suncus etruscus (white-toothed pygmy shrew), 1326 nucleotides long. RefSeq names its product olfactory receptor 4D11-like. The record is from RefSeq and is a predicted model, not a curated record. The transcript is spliced from 4 exons. Gene Ontology annotation, molecular function: G protein-coupled receptor activity; olfactory receptor activity. Gene Ontology annotation, cellular component: membrane. Lineage: Eukaryota; Metazoa; Chordata; Mammalia; Eulipotyphla; Soricidae. Gene Ontology annotation, biological process: G protein-coupled receptor signaling pathway. Bases 1 to 1326 code for a protein of 441 amino acids.